Molecule: messenger RNA, 4265 nt
Organism: Dromiciops gliroides (monito del monte)
Lineage: Eukaryota; Metazoa; Chordata; Mammalia; Microbiotheria; Microbiotheriidae
Gene: LRRC8D
Product: leucine rich repeat containing 8 VRAC subunit D
Exons: 3
Coding region: 444-3026 (860 amino acids)
Molecular function (GO): protein binding
Source: RefSeq, a predicted model, not a curated record
CGGUUAGGCACCGGUAUAAUCCGCUUCUAGCUCGCCUCGAGGCGUGGGCAUUUGGGAUCGUGGCUUCUCCGACUUGAAUCCUGCAUGGGGGGGAUCGGAAAGGAAGACCAUUCGGCGAGCCGCCGAAGGGGGCUCACACUGCAACCAAGUAUUCAGGGGUUAAUAAGGGACACUUUCCUCGCGGCCACCCCCUUUUAGGGUCUCCACUGCCCUAGAAAAAGGAAUCGUUUGCGUUCUUCCCUAAGAGGAGCUACGGCAGCUCGUAGUGAGGAGAGGAAGUGCACGCUUGUCUGUAACGUGCCGCCGGGUCCCAGAAUGAAGGAGUGAGGUCUCCCAGCUGCCCGCGCCGGAUCCCGACGCCGGAUCCCCGACCCCGGAGCCUGCUGCAGUCCGAGUUUACAGAGAGCACCCUGGGGCAAGCAGGGUAGCCGCCUGGUCCAGGAAUGUUCACCCUUGCAGAAGUUGCCUCUCUCAAUGACAUUCAGCCUACUUACCGAAUCCUGAAACCAUGGUGGGAUGUAUUUAUGGAUUAUCUGGCUGUUGUUAUGUUGAUGGUCGCCAUCUUUGCCGGAACCAUGCAGCUUACCAAAGAUCAGGUGGUCUGCCUGCCAGUGUUGCCAUCCUCGGUAAAUUCAAAAGCACACCUCGCAUCAGGAAGUGCCGACGUCACCACUGAUGUCCCGAAGUUUGAAGUCACCACGGACCAAGACCAAGGCCAGUGGGUGACCAAACCCACAUCCUUUGAUGAGGCAGCUUCCCUAACCCCUGGCCCACCUCUCAGCAGGACUAGCUCUCCUCCAACAGAUUCCCUGGUCCCCAAUCAGGAGGGGCGGAAGGAGAUCAGAAAUCCUACGGGUCGGAAAACUAACUUGGAUUACCAGCAAUACGUAUUUAUUAACCAGAUGUGUUACCAUCUUGCUCUUCCGUGGUAUUCCAAGUAUUUUCCCUACCUUGCUCUAAUACAUACUAUUAUUCUCAUGGUCAGUAGCAACUUUUGGUUCAAGUAUCCCAAAACGUGCUCAAAAGUGGAGCAUUUUGUUUCUAUAUUAGGAAAGUGCUUUGAAUCUCCUUGGACUACAAAAGCGCUAUCUGAAACGGCGUGUGAAGAUUCAGAGGAAAACAAGCAGAGGAUAACCGGGGCCCAGUCUCUACCAAAACACGUGUCCACCAGCAGCGACGAGGGGAGCCCCAGUGCAAGUACCCCCAUGAUCAACAAAACUGGCUUCAAGUUUUCAGCCGAGAAGCCCGUGAUCGAGGUCCCCAGCAUGACAAUUCUAGACAAAAAAGAUGGGGAACAGGCCAAGGCCUUGUUUGAGAAGGUGAGGAAGUUCCGUGCCCACGUGGAAGACAGUGACCUGAUUUAUAAACUCUAUGUAGUCCAGACUGUUAUCAAGACAGCCAAGUUCAUCUUCAUUCUCUGUUACACUGCUAACUUUGUCAAUGCCAUCAGCUUUGAGCAUACCUGCAAGCCCAAAGUGGAGCACCUGACCGGCUAUGAGGAGUUUGAGUGCACCCACAAUAUGGCUUAUAUGUUGAAAAAGCUGCUCAUCAGUUACAUUUCCAUCAUUUGCGUCUAUGGUUUUAUCUGUCUCUACACCCUCUUCUGGUUGUUUCGGAUACCUUUGAAGGAGUAUUCCUUUGAAAAGGUGAGGGAAGAGAGUAGCUUCAGUGAUAUCCCAGAUGUCAAGAACGACUUUGCCUUUCUUCUCCACAUGGUCGACCAGUAUGACCAACUGUACUCCAAGCGUUUUGGUGUCUUCUUGUCCGAAGUCAGUGAAAAUAAACUUAGGGAAAUCAGCUUAAACCACGAGUGGACAUUUGAAAAACUGCGGCAGCACGUGUCUCGCAACGCCCAAGACAAACAAGAAUUGCACCUCUUCAUGCUCUCGGGGGUCCCCGAUGCCGUGUUUGACCUCACGGACCUCGACGUGCUCAAGCUGGAGCUCAUCCCGGAAGCGAAGAUCCCGGCCAAGAUUUCCCAGAUGACUAACCUGCAAGAGCUUCAUCUCUGUCACUGUCCCGCCAAGGUGGAACAGACGGCUUUUAGCUUCCUCCGGGAUCACUUGAGAUGCCUUCACGUCAAAUUCACCGACGUGGCGGAGAUCCCGGCCUGGGUGUACUUGCUUAAGAACCUUAGGGAGUUGUACCUGGUGGGCAAUCUAAACUCUGAGAACAAUAAGAUGAUAGGACUGGAGUCUCUGCGGGAGCUGAGGCACCUUAAAAUCCUUCACGUGAAGAGCAAUCUGACCAAAGUCCCAUCCAACAUCACAGACGUCGCCCCACACCUCACCAAGCUGGUCAUUCACAACGACGGUACUAAGCUCGUGGUUCUCAACAGCCUUAAGAAAAUGAUGAAUGUAGCCGAGUUGGAGCUCCAGAACUGUGAGCUGGAGAGGAUUCCUCACGCCAUAUUCAGCCUCUCUAAUUUGCAGGAGCUGGAUCUGAAGUCCAAUAACAUACGCACAAUUGAGGAAAUCAUCAGUUUCCAGCAUUUGAAAAGACUGACUUGCUUGAAAUUGUGGCAUAACAAAAUCGUGAACAUUCCCCCCUCCAUCACCCAUGUCAAGAAUCUGGAGUCACUUUAUUUCUCCAACAACAAGCUCGAGUCCUUGCCGGGGGCAGUGUUUAGUUUACAGAAACUCCGAUGCUUAGACGUGAGCUACAACAACAUUUCCGUGAUCCCGUUAGAAAUAGGAUCGCUCCAGAACCUGCAGCAUUUACAUCUCACCGGGAACAAAGUGGACGUUCUGCCCAAACAGUUGUUUAAGUGCGUCAAAUUGAGGACUUUGAGUCUGGGGCAAAACUGUAUCACCUCGAUCCCAGAAAAAAUCAGUCAGUUAUCACAGCUCACUCAGUUGGAACUGAAGGGAAACUGCUUAGACCGCUUGCCAGCCCAACUCGGGCAAUGCCGACUUCUCAAGAAGAGUGGGCUGGUGGUGGAAGAUCACCUCUUUGACACUUUGCCAACGGAGGUCAAAGAAGCGUUGAACCAAGACACAAAUGCCCCUUUCGCAAAUGGGAUCUGAGUGGAGAUCACACACACACACACACACACACACACACACACACACACCACCCAUGGGUGGGAAAGACUUCCUAGAUUGCAAAUGCUUGUAAACUAUGAGUUAUUGCAAGAUGAUGCAUUAGGAGGAGAAACACCUUUAAAGGAGAGUGAGCGAGAAAGAGAGUGUGAGAGUGAGAAUGAGUAGAAGCCUGAUAGGAGAUGUAACCGAGUGUUCAGUGUUCGUAGUGUUUCAAGACAACAUUUCCAAAUCUUAUUAUUUUUUCUUCUUCUUCUCUCUCUUUUUUUUUGGUGGGAAGGGAAGGACAAAUUAUAAUCACUAAUCUCAAUUUCUUUUUAAAUUGUAACUUGGAUGCUGCCGCUGUUGAAUGUUUACAAAUUGCUUGCCUGCUAAAGUAAAUGAUUAAAUCCACAUUUUCUUACUAUAUAACCCUCUCCUUAGGUGUCUGUAUUUAUUUGGGGCUGACCAAUCAAUUAGACCAAUACUUGGAUGAAAUAAAGCUCAUGCAUGAGGGGCAAUUCUGCUACCAUUGCUUUCCUUGAAAAUAUGGGUUAUAAACUUUGAUGCUUCAGUUUAAAAGGAUCAAAUUCUAUUCCAUAUAAAAUGUAUAAAACUAUACACGUUUGACUCGAGGGAUUGCCAAAGCUUGGUUUUAUAGCUCUCACUUUUCAUGGGAUUAUAAUAUGUAGAAAAGGGACAAGGCUACUGAGCUACACCUGUGAUUUUAGUGGUACAAGAGAUUCUCAGGUGAGGAACCUCCCACCUCACCACCCCCAGCCUACUCCACCCCCACCCUCCCCACAACUCAGGGCAGAGUACCACUUUCUUCUCUCUCUCCUCCUCUCCUCCCCUCCUUUCUUUCCUUCCUUCCUUCGCAAUGAGGGUUAAGUGACUUGCCCAGGGUAGCACAACUAGUAAGUCUCAAGUAUCUGAGGCUGAAUUUGAACUCAGGUUCUUCUACAUCCAGGGCUGGUGCUUUAUCAGGCCAUCACUUUCUAUAGUGUAAAAGACUUGCCUCGAAAAGUAGGUGGUUAAGUGACUAGCCCAAGAUCAUACAGUCAGUAUAUGUAAGGGGCAGGACUUGAAUCCAGCUCUCUAAGCACUCUCAUGCUGCUCUGGUUUAAGGGAUGUGGCUUUUUAGAAAGAAGCAAUUAGGGGCAGCUAGAUGGUGCAGUGGAUAGAGCAUCAGCCCUGGAGUCAGGAAGACUUGAGUUAAAAUUUGGCCUCAGAUACUUUAUACUU